AUGCAUUUCUGCCUCUAUAUAGUCUGGGUUGCUGCCGUUGUCCGGCCAGCUCGAGCUCUGCCAAUGCGAGAAGAUAUAGCUGUUUUAGUUCGUGGUUCGAUGGGCGGAAGACCCUUCAAAGUUGAGAGAGGCAACGAUGGCCACUGUCAGGAGGGAAUCAACGUAAAGAGAAGCGGUUUCUCUCAGUCUCGGAGGUGGCGUGGCUGGGUAUCGGGCAUUGAAGCUACGCUAGGCAACAUAUACAAAUGA
This is a messenger RNA of Akanthomyces muscarius, 249 nucleotides long. RefSeq lists its product as uncharacterized. The record is from RefSeq and is a predicted model, not a curated record. NCBI's taxonomy places the organism in Eukaryota, Fungi, Ascomycota, Sordariomycetes, Hypocreales, Cordycipitaceae. The transcript has 3 exons. The coding region runs from base 1 to 249 and encodes 82 amino acids.